This is a messenger RNA of Pieris napi, 2469 nucleotides long. RefSeq names its product alpha-1,6-mannosyl-glycoprotein 2-beta-N-acetylglucosaminyltransferase-like (gene Mgat2). Gene Ontology annotation, molecular function: alpha-1,6-mannosylglycoprotein 2-beta-N-acetylglucosaminyltransferase activity. The record is from RefSeq and is a predicted model, not a curated record. The coding region runs from base 502 to 2055 and encodes 517 amino acids. Gene Ontology annotation, cellular component: Golgi membrane; Golgi stack. Lineage: Eukaryota; Metazoa; Arthropoda; Insecta; Lepidoptera; Pieridae. Gene Ontology annotation, biological process: protein N-linked glycosylation; oligosaccharide biosynthetic process. The transcript is spliced from 13 exons.
CAUUUAACGUUACUUGACUCUUUAGUUUUUUUUACAAUAGCAAGACAGUUAGAUAACUGUCUUUUUACGGUACUUCGAAGUUUAAACUCAAGUAAACGUCAAAAACAAAAAAAUUCUCAAUUCAAUUCGUUCGCUAAAAUUCCGCACAGUGUUGUAGCAAAAAUUAAGUUUUCGUUAUUAUAUAUCGAACAUUUAUGUAGUGUGGACGAAUGCGUUCGCGGAAUUUUUAAAUAAUUAUUGUAAAAAUAAUGUAAGAUUUAACGCGGCCUAGAUAGCAGAAAUUUUUGAAUCAAAUUAUCGAGUUUUAUCACGCAAUGAAUAAAUUAAAAAAUCUAAUCACCUAUUUAUCUUGAUAAAUAAUUAUUAGAGUGCGAUCGGUGCUAGAUUUACCUGUGAUAUUCAUUUUAAAGUGUUGGGAGCAGGAUUCGGUAUUUGCAUUCCUGUGCAUCAUGAGAAACUUGAACAAAAUUGAAUCCUGAGACACAAUGUUAUAUUGAAGAAAUGCCACGCCUCAAAUAUGGAUCCAUUCUCCGCGUGUUUGUUAUUUUGGGUCUACUCUGCAUCUGGGUACAGAUAAUGCUGUCCGCGUCUAGCGUGUCUAUGGAUAAAGAUGGCGAUAUUGCAUCGGACAUAGCCACUAACCAAACUAACAUAAUUGAGUUAUACACAGAAGAGCUGAUGAACUACAAUGACACAUCGGAACAGGUGUUGGCGUUGGUCCCGCCGGAGCUUCACAAAUAUUUAACUGUGCACCAUAAGAAUAUUAGUGUUAACGCCACAGACCGUAUAGCACCAAAGAAUACGUCAGACAUACGAAGAGCCAUAGAAAUGAUAAACGAAGCUCAGACUAUAUACAAUGAAGAUAUCUUUGGCCCAGUGCAGAAUGACACCAUUAUUAUUGCUAUACAGGUGCACACACGUCUGACUUACCUACGGCAUUUGAUAGUGUCGCUUGCGCAGGCGAAAGACAUAGACAGAACAUUACUGGUGUUUUCACAUGACUAUUAUGAUGAAGAAAUUAAUAGUUUAGUUAGGAGCAUAGAUUUUACCAAGGUAAUGCAAGUAUUUUACCCGUAUUCAAUACAAACGCAUCCAAAUGAGUUUCCCGGGAUGGACCCAAACGAUUGUCCCAGGGACUCCAAAUUAGAACAAGCUUUAAAACUAAAAUGCAAUAAUGCGUUGCACCCUGACCUGCAUGGUCACUAUCGUGAGGCGAAGUACACGCAAACAAAACAUCAUUGGUGGUGGAAAGCCAACAGGAUCUUCAACCAGCUGCAAUCCACUGCUGGACAUACUGGCAUGGUAGUCUUUCUAGAAGAAGACCAUUAUGUAGCCGAAGAUUUUAUCCACAUGCUCCAUUUACUGCGUGCAACAGCUGAUAAAACAUGCCCGCAGUGCGAAAUACUCUGCCUCGGCACGUACUUGAAGACAUACCAGUAUCAUAGUAACACAGAUAAGAGAAAGAAGAAUUUUAACCUAAAUUACAUUCAACAAGUGAGAGCAAUAAACGAAGAGAGAAGAAAGAGACUUCAGGAGACACAAUGGAACUACCAAGUUUACCCAAAUCUGUAUUCUACUACGCAAAAGGUCGAAAUAACUCCCUGGCACUCAAGUAUGCAUAAUAUGGGAAUGGUUUUCAACAAAACAGUGUGGAAUAAUAUAAUGGAGUUAGAACAACAGUUCUGCGCGUAUGACGAUUACAAUUGGGACUACUCUCUGCUUCAUUUAUCACAAAACCGGCCUGGCCGGGAGAAAUUCAAAGUUAUUUUGUGUAAGGGACCGAGAGUGUUUCAUAUUGGGGAAUGUGGGAUACAUCAUAAGAAAUCGAACUGCAAUGCUUCCACAGUUAUAAGCAAAGUACAGAAACUAUUACAAAACGCAAAGAAAUAUAUGUUCCCGUCGAGAAUUAUCGCUACAAUUACCGCAGGAGGCGCCAAACAUAACAAGAAACUUACCAAGGGGAAUGGGGGGUGGGGGGAUAUACGUGACCAAGAACUAUGCACAAAUAUGACAAAAAUUGGGCGACAAUUCAGAAAAUACAUCUACUACGCAUAAAACAUCGGCCAUUUCCUUUAGCAACGCAUAUUUAUAAUUGGUACAGGUAUUUUAUUUAUGUUUAUAUAAAUUUUAAUGAACAAAGCGUGAAUUAUAUUAUAACAUUAUCUAUAUAAAAUUCUUCGUCUACCUUCAAAUUCCGUCAACUUAUUAUAUGUAUACAGUAACUUUUAACUUUCUAUAUCCAAAAUCUCUUUAUUUUAAGUCUCCCGAAAAUCAGGAAUAAAUAAGUUUCUAACCACACACACACACACACAUUGCCUUGGUCUUGGUUUUUCUACCAGCUGUAUUUAACUUGACGGGGUAGAGUGGUAAGGGAGCGUUCAAUUAUUACGUAACACAAUUUUUGGAGAUUAUUGACCCCCCCCAUGUAACUCACCGUAACGUUUUUUCAGUACCCAAGUAUAGUAAAAC